AUGGUAGAAGCCUCUACAGAGUUUGAGCCUUCUACUACUCGAGCUAAAGAUCAAGAGGACUCUGACGAUGAUUUUGAUACUGAAGAUUCUACUGCUGGGGAAAAUCCUUUUGGAGCUGUUAUUCAAAAGAUUCGUGACCUCGCAGUUUCCCUUAAGCUUUCUAGUAAGAAGACGCAAGAGUUUCUCGACCUCUAG
Colletotrichum truncatum is the source of this 195-nucleotide messenger RNA. NCBI's taxonomy places the organism in Eukaryota, Fungi, Ascomycota, Sordariomycetes, Glomerellales, Glomerellaceae. The record is from RefSeq and is a predicted model, not a curated record.